Molecule: messenger RNA, 10079 nt
Organism: Sceloporus undulatus (fence lizard)
Lineage: Eukaryota; Metazoa; Chordata; Lepidosauria; Squamata; Phrynosomatidae
Gene: TAOK1
Product: TAO kinase 1
Exons: 21
Coding region: 359-3364 (1001 amino acids)
Biological process (GO): execution phase of apoptosis; protein phosphorylation
Molecular function (GO): protein kinase activity; ATP binding
Source: RefSeq, a predicted model, not a curated record
CCGCUCCCUCCCGCAGAGGCCUCCCCCGACGCCCCGCAAGCAGCCCUCCUCAGGGCGCCAGGGCGGGCGGGCCGAGGCCUGGGCUGCAGGACGACGACGACGGGGAGGACGACGGGGAGGAGGAGGAAGGGGCGGCGGCGGCCCCGACGAGGGACCCACGGAGGGCAGACUGUGACAUGGAAACAGCCAUAAACAUUCCAAAUAAAACCUAAAAGUGUGGGCCAUUAUCAGAGGAAGACCGUUUUCCCGGAGGGAAAGCGAUCCAUGCUGACGAGGCAUCAUUCAUGCAGAUGAACCCGGGGUGGAGGCGGUGGCACUUUAAACCCAGAUAGUUGGUCUCGGGGAACAGCCCAGCAGGAUGCCAUCCACCAGCCGAGCGGGCAGCCUGAAGGACCCAGAGAUUGCAGAGCUCUUUUUCAAAGAAGACCCGGAGAAACUCUUCACAGAUCUCCGAGAGAUCGGCCAUGGAAGCUUCGGAGCUGUUUAUUUUGCACGUGAUGUCCGUACCAAUGAAGUGGUGGCCAUCAAGAAAAUGUCUUAUAGUGGGAAACAGUCCAAUGAGAAAUGGCAGGAUAUUGUUAAAGAAGUCAAGUUUCUACAGAGAAUCAAACAUCCAAACAGCAUAGAGUACAAGGGCUGCUAUUUGCGGGAGCACACAGCAUGGCUCGUUAUGGAAUACUGUUUAGGAUCAGCCUCAGAUUUAUUAGAAGUGCACAAAAAGCCAUUACAAGAGGUGGAAAUUGCUGCCAUCACCCACGGUGCUCUCCAGGGUUUAGCAUACUUGCAUUCUCACAACAUGAUCCAUCGAGAUAUCAAGGCAGGAAAUAUCCUGUUGACGGAACCAGGCCAGGUGAAACUGGCUGACUUCGGCUCCGCUUCCAUAGCAUCUCCUGCCAACUCAUUCGUGGGGACGCCAUAUUGGAUGGCCCCAGAAGUGAUUUUAGCCAUGGAUGAAGGGCAGUACGAUGGCAAAGUUGACGUGUGGUCUCUUGGGAUAACGUGUAUUGAAUUAGCGGAAAGGAAGCCGCCCCUGUUUAACAUGAAUGCAAUGAGUGCCUUAUAUCACAUAGCGCAGAAUGAAUCCCCUACACUCCAGUCCAACGAAUGGUCUGAUUAUUUCCGAAACUUUGUAGAUUCUUGUCUCCAGAAAAUACCCCAAGACAGGCCUACAUCCGAGGAACUAUUGAAGCAUGUGUUUGUUAUCCGGGAGCGCCCUGAGACGGUGUUGAUAGAGCUGAUCCAGAGAACAAAGGAUGCUGUCAGAGAACUGGACAAUCUUCAGUAUCGCAAGAUGAAGAAACUGCUUUUCCAGGAGGCGCACAACGGACCAGCAGUUGAAGCCCAGGAAGAAGAGGAGGAGCAAGAGCACGGUGUGGGCCGGACGGGAACGGUGAACAGUGUCGGGAGCAACCAGUCCAUACCCAGCAUGUCCAUCAGUGCCAGCAGCCAAAGCAGCAGCGUGAACAGUCUUCCAGAUGCCUCGGACGACAAGAGCGAGCUGGAUAUGAUGGAGGGGGACCACACAGUGAUGUCCAACAGCUCAGUCAUCCACUUGAAGCCGGAGGAAGAAAACUACAGAGAAGAUUCGGAUCCAAGAGCAAAAGGUUCGGAGCCACAGUCUCCCCCCCAAGUGUCCCGCCACCGGUCCCACUACCGCAAUCGAGAGCACUUUGCUACCAUACGCACAGCAUCCCUGGUGACACGGCAAAUGCAGGAGCAUGAACAAGACUCAGAGCUGCGGGAGCAGAUGUCAGGCUAUAAGCGCAUGCGGCGGCAGCACCAGAAGCAGCUCAUGGCCCUGGAGAACAAGCUCAAGACCGAGAUGGAUGAGCACCGGCUCCGCUUGGACAAGGACCUCGAGACGCAGCGCAACAGCUUUGCAGCUGAGAUGGAGAAGCUCAUCAAGAAGCACCAAGCGGCCAUGGAGAAGGAGGCGAAAGUCAUGGCCAAUGAAGAGAAGAAGUUCCAACAACAUAUUCAAGGCCAGCAGAAGAAAGAGCUCAACAGCUUCUUGGAAUCUCAGAAAAGAGAGUAUAAGCUUCGCAAAGAGCAGCUCAAGGAGGAGCUGAAUGAGAACCAGAGCACGCCCAAGAAGGAGAAGCAGGAGUGGCUCUCCAAGCAGAAGGAGAACAUCCAGCACUUCCAGGCAGAGGAAGAGGCAAACCUUCUCCGGCGCCAGAGGCAGUACUUGGAGCUGGAGUGCCGUCGCUUCAAGAGGAGGAUGCUCCUGGCCCGCCAUAACUUGGAGCAGGACCUUGUCCGGGAGGAGCUGAACAAGCGGCAGACCCAGAAGGAUCUGGAGCAUGCCAUGCUGCUGCGCCAGCAUGAGUCCAUGCAGGAGCUGGAGUUCCGGCACCUGGGCACCAUCCAGAAGAUGCGCUGUGAGCUGAUCCGCCUCCAGCACCAGACGGAGCUCACCAACCAACUGGAGUACAACAAGCGCCGGGAGCGGGAGUUGCGGCGGAAGCACGUCAUGGAGGUCCGGCAGCAGCCCAAAAGCCUCAAGUCUAAAGAACUCCAAAUCAAGAAGCAGUUCCAGGACACUUGCAAGAUCCAGACCCGGCAGUACAAAGCCCUCCGGAACCACCUGCUGGAGACCACCCCCAAGAGCGAGCACAAGGCCGUCCUAAAGCGGCUGAAGGAGGAACAGACCCGCAAGCUGGCGAUCCUGGCAGAGCAGUAUGACCACAGCAUCAACGAGAUGCUCUCCACGCAAGCUCUUCGAUUGGACGAGGCGCAGGAAGCGGAGUGCCAGGUCCUGAAAAUGCAGCUGCAGCAGGAACUGGAGCUGUUGAACGCCUACCAGAGCAAGAUCAAGAUGCAGGCAGAGGCCCAGCAUGACCGGGAGCUGCGGGAGCUGGAGCAGCGGGUCUCCUUGCGUAGGGCACUCCUGGAGCAGAAGAUCGAAGAAGAGAUGCUGGCGUUGCAGAACGAGCGCACAGAGCGGAUCCGGAGUCUGCUGGAGCGCCAGGCGCGGGAGAUUGAAGCCUUCGACUCAGAGAGCAUGCGACUGGGCUUCAGCAACAUGGUCCUUUCGAAUCUCUCCCCUGAAGCGUUUAGCCACAGCUACCCAGGAGCCUCCAGCUGGUCCCACAAUCCCUCGGGGGGUCCGGGACCACACUGGGGUCACCCAGCAGGCGGCCCACCCCAGGCGUGGGGCCACCCAAUGCAGGGCGGACCCCAACCCUGGGGCCACCCUUCGGGGCCCAUGCAAGGGGUGCCCCGGGGAAGCUCGCUGGGGGUCCGCAACAGCCCACAGGCUCUGAGGCGGACGACUUCAGGGGGACGGACGGAGCCAGGCAUGAGCCGCAGCACCAGCGUCACCUCGCAGAUCUCCAAUGGGUCGCACAUGUCUUAUACAUAAGAACUGCGCCGUCUGUACCCCCCUCUCCCCAGGGUGGCAAUUCCACUGGAGCCGUCUGCCAACAGGAACUGCCAACGGAUGCCCUGCCCCGCCCCACCCCAGGCUGCGCAGACUGUCUGCCCCCUGGCCAGCUAGCCACAGGGCUCAUUCACUGGGGUGGGAGGGCAUUAACGUUCAGGGGUUUACUAAUUGGGAUGUCAUAGUAUUUGGCUGCAGAAUUGUGCCCCCUUCCCCUCUGUCUCCUUUCUAGAAGGAAAAACAAAAAUUGAUUUUGGGAAGGGGUUCUUCUGAUGUGGGGUGAAGAAUAUGAGGAGGAGAGCUUGCCUUCCCCCAGUGGCUCUGUUCAGAUCCUGGAGCUCAGGCGGGAAAGAUAGGCAUCCCCAAAGUCUCCCUAUCAAACUACCGGGGUGGAUUAGCCGAACUAGGGGCCAGCCAAUACUUCCUUGGUUUGCCCCCCUCCCUUUGCCUGUAUUUCACCACCCCUUACUCUCUUCUUCUGCUUCAUCAGGUCACCUUACUCAGAAGGGGCCAAAUGGAAGUGAAAAAGAGAGUCACUGGAGCUUUGGCAGCCAAGAGGAGCAAGGCCAGGUAGUGGGAAAGGAAAAGGGCAGGCUCUCUGCACCCAGAUUGCACUAAGAGUGGAGCCUCCGGAGAGUUCAGGGCGCACUCGAUGGCACAGGCGGAACUGCACUAGUUAAGCGCACCUGCUAGGAACCUGCUCGCAGUUCAGCCCGGCCCGACCGUGUGUGUUUGUGUUUGUGUGUGUGUGUGCGCGUAAGUAAGUAAGAGAUUGCAGGAGGGGAAUUGAGGCCAGGGCCAGAGGAGAAGCAUUCUUCCCUGGGGUAAUACUGUGACAUCUCAUUCUAGCUAAGCCUCAGAACAGCUCCCAGGACCUCCGGGAGUCACUCUGGCCUGUCUGGUCUUCCGAAACGCCGAAGUUGACUUUGCGGCCAGCCACCCAUCGCAGUUCCCAGAGGUAUUGUGACAGAUGCCAUAAAAGAAAAAGUAAAAAAAAAAGUUACAAACAUGCCAUUGGUAGGCAAGGAGGUUUCUCCUUUCUGACACUACAUUUGCCACAGGGUUUUUGCUAUUAUAAUUCUCAUUGUUAUUUUAAAAUCUUCUUACCUUCUCGGGCUUGCCACAGGUUCUUGUUUACGUGUGAAGCCGUAGCCAAUGUUUCUGCGUGUUUUGAGUUGCCACGGGGGGAGCCAAGAACCAUGGGAAUUGUCCUUCCAGCUGCUGACAAACCUGCUGUUGCCUCUGUAGACCAUUUACUGCUGCACAAGACCUGCCUUUUGCACAGGAUUCUCCCGCUGCCGGAGCCAUUGCGAUUGCUGCGGCAGGUUGCGGGGAGAACCUCUCCCCACCCUUUAACCAGAGCCUUAGCUUCUGAGGGCACAGAUAGGGACUUGAGGACUGAGAUUUUUCCAAGCCCUUGUUUAAUAUUUGGGGUCCCUGCGACCUCGACUUUGCCAAGGCAACAAAAGAGAGGCCUGUUGAGAUAUCCGUUUGGCCUGAUGUUGCCGGAGGGUGAGGAUAGAGUGGUUCUUUUCACUACAGGCCGCUUCCUUCGCCAUUCUUUGUGAAUCAAGUUUCCUGGCGCACUGAAAAAGUGAAACACUAGGUACUAACGCUAGGAUUUGCCUUCUAACAUAUCUCUAGAGCUCAGAAAUGCAAGGGGUUUUCUUGUCCGUUUGGGUAUAUUGUACAGACCAUUCUUAAAAUGGGUCACACCGCUGCUCAGUGCUUUACAAAAUUGGUGUGGUCAUAUUAAGAUUAAAAACCAUGCCAGAUCCUUAAUCUCCAUCUUUGGCUUCCUCUUCUUUGGUUGUUCAUAUCACUGGGAUCAGAAGACGCGUUUGUUGCCCCAAACCUCAUGAAGCGAAGGCUUCUGCUGAUAGGAUUGGGCCCUGUUGGUAUCCCUAAGCAGAGCAGUUUGCGGUGGGAAAGGGGAGGCUGGAGAGACCUGAUGACAACCCUUUUGUUUGCUUUGUAUUUUGUAGCACAUAUGUGUCCGUAGUCUGCUGAAAUGUUGAGGCACUGAAAUAUCCUUUCUGGCUUCCAGAUGGCUGAUGAAAGGACCCUUUUCAUCCUUGCAGUUGAUACGUAGCUUCAACAGAUGAAGUCUUCUUUUUAAUGGUGAGGGAGAAUGAAAAACACUGCAAUUUAACUCUAAUGUACCUCCUUUCCCAGUCUUGAUCCCCAUAGCUUCAAGAACAGGUGACAGUGGGAGGCUAGGGGUCUGCAUUAGCCAUCCAGGAGACCCCACAGACCAAAUAAAGUCCCCAAAUGCCACUGAGAGAGGGUGGGGUGUUUUUGCCCUGUUGUUAGGCCUGGGAGGGAGCAGAAGUCACGUCGUAAGAAAGGCCUCUCCUGGCCCUCAAAACCUAGUGGAGAUAUCCUCCUGUUUAAAAAAUGGACUUUAUUUAAAAACACUUUUGAAGAGAGCCAGCAACCCCGGUGGGCCACACUUUCCCCAUUCCUGCUCUAGAAGGCCUUCCUUUUGGGCUGUUGCACAUCAGUAACAUGAUGCUAACGGAGGAUUUACUUCUGCUGGGGGACUUGGAGAGGCGGCCUUUUUGUCUUGUUUGUCUCCGAUACACAUACACACAUAGACACCAGGGCACCCUUGCCAUCCAACCCAUUAUCUCCCUUGAUUUUGGCAGAAUGGUGGCACAACCAGUUUCUUUUUCUUCUGCCAUCUUUGUACAUUGACAUGGACCAAACCCAGGACUGUUUGGUGCGUUAAUUAUUUUUGACUAAAGUCGUAUGCAAAAACAUGAAAUGAGUCUGUGUGUGGUCAAGAGAUGAGUUCCGAUUUGCAGAACGGAUACGCAUGUGGCUUGUAGCAGAUUUCAUUUGAACGUCACCAACAUCAAUUCCCUCUGGAUGUGCAAAUGUGUUUUCCGUGAGACCUGUGUUUCUCUACCAGUCUUCGUUUCAUCUUUGUUUCAUCUUCCUUCCCCUCUCAUCCCCGCUGCCACUACCAACUUGUUAGCUUUGUCCGUUCUGUCACCUAUUUCCAGGGGAUGUUUUUUUGUCUUAUCCUUUUCCCUUAAGGUUUCUUUUCCAUAAGAAUACUAAAUGUCCAUCUCUUAAAAGAGUUUGAUUUUUCCUGAAUCAAGAGGGAAUGUGUCCUUUCCCAUGUCCUUCAUCCUGGUGACCGUAGAUCUUUUGGAUGUGGUAUUAUCCCAUUUGGACAAGCGCCACGGUCCAGAGGAGAAGUCUGUUAGGGCUUCGGUUAGGAAAUGACAAGAGGACUAAGAAGUAAAGCUAGAAUGAGCAAAUAAGGAACGGCAACAGAAAAAAUUCACUUGCUACCUCCUUUCCAUCCAGCAGCCAUUUGAACACCUGACUUCCAAGUGCCAUUUCUGUCUACAAUAGGACUAUUAUCCUUCCUGGAGCACCGUAUCAAAAACCAUAUCAGGGUGAAACAAAAGAGAGGUGUGUAGCAAAUCUCCUUACAUCCCUUUCUUGCAACUUUCCCACUUCUGUUUUCGAAGCUGGUGGUCCCAAAGCACCUCCUGGGUUGGUUUUUCAUUUGCUGCAACGCUUGCUUCCAAAGUGUCCCAUCGCUUGGUUCUUCAGGCAGCACAGUCAUCUUGGUUGGUAGGGCAAGGAAACAAAUGGUCAGACUCAAAGUUACACUUCUUCUGGGCUGUGUGUGUUUGAAGGCGGAAAGUCUUCCUUCACAAAGGCAGCACAACCUGCUGCCUUCUACUUUGGAUAAGCAAGGAGCCUCCAUGGAUCAUGGCCUCCCUUAAAAGGCACGUGUCUCUUGGGUUUACCUUGAUAGCAAACAGAUCCCGUUUUGCAAGAACAGGCUCUCUUUAGUUUACAGAAUUAUAUAGUUGCAUGUGCCUUCUUUGUAUAAUUCUGUGAUCUCCAUCGACGUCAAGAUCUGAGCUCUGAAAAGUUAUUCUUUUGCCCUAAGUUCCCUGAAUCUCAGGGUUUGAGUUGGCCUCUGAAUAUAUGAUAACCAGGGACCCCUGAAUAUAUGAUAAUAUCCUUUCCAAAUUGCAGAUCGCCUUCCAAAGACGAACACCGCUUCUUCUGAAAUCUUGUUAAUGAUCCUAAGCUUGCCAUCUGAUUUAGCCAUGGAAAAAAGAUGUAUAUAUAUUUUUUCUGGUUCAGGGAAUGCUGAGUCAAAGAGUGUCGCAUUAAUGCAACAUCUGGUCUCCUUUUUACAUUCAGCAUUUAUGCAUUCAGCCUGGCUCUUGAAAGCCCUCUCCCCAAACCUUGGGUAAACAGGUGCUUCGGGGUAAAAAGAGCUGCGUCAGCAAAUGGGGACCACAGCAAAGGGCAGGAUUCUAACCCGUAACAUUUAAUGCUUCUUGGAGCAAUGGCACAUCUUCUCAUUCUGCUCUGAGCCAGGUUUGAGGAGAGGAGAGGAACUAUGUGGACCAUCCCCAAUUCGCAUCCCUUGUCUGCCCAAAACUUAGCGUUGAAACCUCUUAGCUAAGCAGACGCACAGCUUUUUUCCAUGAGGACUAGUGCCCUGUCCAUAAGAAUCAGUGACCACUGUUACUUCUGCAGGAUGCUGUGAUCAAAAGAUGGCCAUUGGACAAGGUUCGCAAGCCCUGGUGUUUGUGUUUUAGCUGGCAUUGAGAAGGAGAGGAGUUAUUUUAUGCUAGUGAGUUAUAUUCUGAAAUACACUUUCCCCCUCAUUUCCUUUUUAUGGACAGGUCUGUGGAGUGUUGCGCACAGCUCUUAAGUCGUGCCUAAAUAUUAUAUGGGGGCAUUUUCUUAGAAAUACAUAUACAGAUACCCAUAUUUGCUUGCCCCAUAGUUGUCUAAUUCUGUGCAUAUGUGUAUCUUCUAGCAAAUGCGGUCAUUCUCCCCUGGGCACUUCUUUCCCUUUAAUAGUUCCUGUUCAAAGCCAACGAUCCUGUCAGCCCACCUCUGCAUUGAGAAUGAAUUUUAUAGGUUUAAUAUAUACAUUUUAAACCCCCAUGAUGCUUUGGCCUCAGCCUGGUGCUUUUCUGGUUGGACUCCAUCACCUGAUGGAUCAUGGACACUUCCCCGGGCUUUAACAUUGGGGAGAUUCUGGGAAGUGUAGUCUGGAAACUGCACCUUCCCAGGCUCUUACCAAACGUUGGCUGAAAUGGUAAUUAAAAACAUGCAAGAGUGUUUCACCCACCCCCUAAAAAGAUCCAGAAAUGACCCUUGCACAUUGCUGGGAAUCCAUUUUAUAUCCCCUGCCCCCCAGAAUCGUUCAGGGAUGGAGAAGGUCAGUGGCUUCUUGCAGCCCGCCUGAAUCCCUCUCUUGCCUUUUUAACACCCGAUCCCAGUGGCGUGCUACACAUCUUUGUAAAACGGAGGCCUCUCAGCGUGAGAUGUGCAUAGUGUACAUUUGGCAUUGAAGCAAAAGUUUGCUUGUAUUGUGAAGAUCGUUUUUCAAACAACUCAAGACAAGACUUGAUUUCUAAUGAACUACUAACACACUUCAGUGUCAGGUUUAUCCCACUCGGGAUAAACAGACCAACAAAAGCAUGUUGAAUGUAUCAUCUUUUUUCCAGAAGCCGGUUGGCCGGUUGUGCCAACCAUGUGCAUAUCCUAUUUAUUAUUUUCCCUCCUUAACUAAUUUUCCCCAUCCCUCUAGCAUUGGUCAGAUAUGACUUUCCAUAUCCACCUUUGUCCAUAUUGCACAAAACCUUGCAAGCAGGGAAAAAUACAGCGUGGCGUUUUAUUUAAUCUUACCGUUCUCCAGUCGACUGUAUUUUAUCAUCUCUUUCUCCCUUGUUUGUAGCUCCCUUUGCAAACAUCUGGUCACUAGGAUUAUUAUUUUUUAACUUAUUUUGGACAGUCCUCUAAACAUUAGUUGAAAGGAAGGAACCCCAUGGGCAGGAUUUCCCACCUUUGCCAAUGGCGAAAGACAGUUGGUUAGAAGAGGGCAGCAAAUAUCUGCGAGUUGCAUGAGUCGGACGUCUCAGAGCCCCAUGCGCUUUGAUGCGUUAGCCUCUCUGAGUGUUGCAGUUGCUGUGAAAUGAGUUGUAUCUUUUGGUCAUUGCAAGAGAGAAAUUUGUGGAGUGAGUGCCGAAGGAAGGCAAGAUCAUUCUCUAAACCAGGCUCCCGAUGCUUAUUUCCCAGACGUCCCCAAUCUUUGUUGGUGGGCCAUCUCUUCCGGCUCUUAUGGAAGAGCCAUCUCUAAAGGUGCCUCAGGAUAGCUCUGUACCUUGCAUAAUAAGUAUUUACAAGGUUGGCAUUGGAGAUCCCCAACCCAACGGGCUUUUUCUCUGGCAAGCCGGUCAUGUGCAGACAGGAGGGGGGAAAGAAAGAACAAAAUGCUCCCAAGGUGAUGGUUUUUCUCCAGAGACCCAUUUGGCUUGUUCCCUCCCCGGCCACGACAGAUGUGCGUUUUUCUUUCUCUUCUUCACGGGUGAGGCAUGUCCUGCGAGCGCCAACGACGACAACGGCAGGGGCGUCUCUUGUACGAUAAAUUUGUCAGUAUUCCGGUAUUCUUCUGGUGCAGACGUACCUAAUAGCUCUCUCUCUAUCUCUCUCUCUCUCUCUCUCGUAUAUAACCUGUAUUAAUUGUAUAGAUUGUGCAUUUAAAGCUGUCACCAAGUUGUUGGGGCGGGAGGGGAGAAAAACAAAACAGAGAAUAAAAGAGAAAAGAGGUCAUAUGUAAUAUUUUGUUUGUAAGUAUCCUUUGUAUCAUAGCAAAGGAAAUGUUUAAAAAAAAAUGAGCUGUAAUAAAGUAAUUUUAGUAAAA